AUGGUAAUUAUGUUGGGAGUGGCUGUGACUCUGAUUAGAUGUGGGGUAAUUGUGGAGGGUGAUCUGUUCUCUAACCACAAGAUUUUGGAAGCUGAAAGAAAAUUAACCCAACUCAGAAAGCCUGCAGUUAAAACCAUUCAGAGUGAAGAUGGUGAUAUUAUUGAUUGCAUUGACAUUUACAAGCAGCCAGCUUUUGAUCAUCCUGCUCUCAGCAACCAUACCAUCCAGGUAACUUUUAUGGCACCCACGUAUGAUCCAGAAAGGGAGAGAAAGACAGUGACAAAAAUGGACAGAUUGAAGAAAAAGAAUGAAGAACAAUCUUCCAGGAUGGUGAAGCAAAAAUGGAGGAAAAGUGGAAGCUGUCCUCCGGGAACAAUCCCGAAGGCAAUAUUGCUUACAGUAGGGUACAGAUAUACUGGAGGCAAAGGAGACAUCAAAGUUUAUAACCCUAUGGUUGACCUCGAUGAUGAUUACAGCACUUCUCAAGUUAGCCUCCUAAAUUCACGUGAGAUGGUUGAAUCCGGAUGGGCGGUGAAUCCGAGCGUCUACGGAGAUAGAGAGACUCGAUUUUUCGUGUAUUGGACUGCUGAUGAUUCAAAGAAAACAGGUUGCUUUGAUCUUACUUGUCCUGGAUUUGUUCAAGUUAGCAACAAAGUCGCUCUUGGUGCAGCAAUUUAUCCAGUAUCUUUUCCUCAUGACCUUCCAUAUGAAAUAAUCGUUUACGUCUUCAAGGACCCGGUGACAAGCAAUUGGUGGGUGCAAUAUGGGGAGAGCAUUUACGUCGGAUAUUGGCCGCCGCAGCUGUUCCUUGCGUUGAGCUAUCAUGCAACUAGUGUGGAGUGGGGAGGUGAAGUCUACAGCUCAAGAGUAGGAACUACUCCUCACACAGAAACAGACAUGGGAAGUGGACAGUUUGCUGAUUUUGUUUGGGGGACUUCAGGUUCAGUAAAAAGAAUCCGAAUACACGACAAUUCGCCUGAGCUGAAAUUGCCGGAAUACGCUGAUGUGUAUAUGGACGAGUUCAACUGCUAUGAUGUCAAGUAUCUAGUAGAUUAUGUUGAAGAACCUGAGUUCUAUUACGGAGGGCCUGGUAGAAAUCCUAUGUGUCCUUAAUCAAUAGGGAUACCUCUUGCUUUUGUAUUCACCUAGU
Molecule: messenger RNA, 1150 nt
Organism: Pyrus x bretschneideri (Chinese white pear)
Lineage: Eukaryota; Viridiplantae; Streptophyta; Magnoliopsida; Rosales; Rosaceae
Exons: 7
Coding region: 1-1113 (370 amino acids)
Source: RefSeq, a predicted model, not a curated record